Messenger RNA from Hyla sarda, 3424 nucleotides. It is a transcript of the gene CAPN7, whose product is annotated as calpain 7. Gene Ontology annotation, molecular function: calcium-dependent cysteine-type endopeptidase activity. Gene Ontology annotation, biological process: proteolysis. The coding region runs from base 688 to 3135 and encodes 815 amino acids. The record is from RefSeq and is a predicted model, not a curated record. NCBI's taxonomy places the organism in Eukaryota, Metazoa, Chordata, Amphibia, Anura, Hylidae. The transcript is spliced from 21 exons.
GAAGCUGCAUUCCCAAAGCAGACCGUCCUAUGGACACUCCUCUGCCGCCUGCCAGCCUGGAUGUGGGGAUGCGGCCAGUGUGUGCUGUAUAUAUAGUCCACACAGCCCCGUCCUGACAGGCAGGUGAGCGGGGAGGAGACUGCCGUGUCUCUGACAGGGGGCGGGGGCGCCAUGGUGACUCCCUCCACCCCUCACAGCACAGGAGCCGCCUGCAGGAAGAAGUGACAGUGUCCGACAGCGGUAAACACAGCCCGGUGUGCAGUCACCGCUUAUCAGGUGGGACAGUCCUGUAUGGGAGGCCGGGGACACUACAGCCCAGCUGACCGGGGAUUAGCCGUGUCCUGGCAUUACCAUCGGAUUACCAGGAAGUGUCUAUAAGGGAACUACUCCUACUGGCCAUGGCACGUCACCUCUACCGGCAGAGAGCAGUACAGGCAGGGGCAUGAAGGGUCCUGCUGGAGACCACCACUGACAUGUAUAGAGACUUCCACACAGGAGAUACUAAACCUCAGUCUAGGCUGGACAGCGAUCUGUCACUGGAAACAACAACUCACCUGCUCACUGACUUACCAGCUGAUCUGUGCCCUCCAGGGUAGAGCCCAUUACCCGCCAUACCAAGCACUGGGCUGACACAUCAUCAUACAUAUUUAUUAUUUCCUAUACUUUGUAUCAUACAUAGCUGUCACCAUGGAUGCGUCCACACUGGAACUUGAUGCUCUGAAGUUUGCAAAGUUAGCGGUGGUCAACGAUCAAGUAGGAAAGUACAAGGAAGCGGUCUUCUAUUACAAGGAAGCUGCUCAAGCCCUUAUUUAUGCUGAAAUGGCGGGAUCUACAUUAGAGAAUAUUCAGGAAAAGAUAUCUGAGUAUCAGGAAAGAGUUCAGGCUCUUUACACUGCAGUUCAAGCCCAGAAUAUUGACCCCUUAAAAUCAAAGCAACAUUUGGAUCUGGAGCGAGCGCACUUUCUUGUCACCCAGGCAUUUGAUGAAGAUGACAAAGGGAAUGUGGAAGAGGCGAUCGAAUUGUACUCUGAGGCAGUGGAGCUUUGCCUGUCUACAUCCAAUGAAACUACAGAUCAAAACUUGCAAACAAAACUGAAGCAGUUGGCUCGACAAGCGUUGGACAGAGCAGAAUCAUUGAAAGACUCAAUGUCUAAAUCAUCAAUGAAAGAUAAGCCAUCUGCCCAUAAGCAAAGCCAAAACCAACCAACACGAACCUUCUUUCCUCUGGGUCCAGACUUCAGCUUAAAUGAUAAACCAGCAACUAACAAACCAGCCCAGAACAGCGAGUCUCCCCGCCAGAGGUACACAGCAGAGGAGAUAGAAGUGCUCAGGAAGACCUCUAAGAUUAAUGGCAUUGAGUAUGUGCCUUUCAUGAGUGUUGACCUGCGGGAGAGAUUUGCCUUUCCCAUGCCAUACUCGGACAAGUUUGGUAAGUUGGCAUUGUCCCCCAAGCAGAAGGCCAUGUUUUCCAGGUGGGUUAGGCCAGAUGAAAUCACAAACAACCCUAUCAUGAUCUACACUGUGUCAAGUUUCAGCAUUAAACAGACAAUAGUGUCAGAUUGCUCUUUUGUGGCCUCCCUCGCAAUCAGUGCUGCCUAUGAAAGACGCUAUAAUAAGAAACUGAUUACAAGCAUCAUCUACCCACAAAACAAAAAAGGAGAACCCGAAUACAACCCAUGUGGGAAAUACAUGGUGAAGCUGCACAUUAAUGGCGUACCUAGAAAGGUGAUAAUCGAUGACUUUCUUCCAGUGGAUCAUAAUGGAGAGUUGUUGUGCUCAUAUUCAAACAACAAGAAUGAAUUAUGGGUGUCCCUUAUUGAGAAAGCCUACAUGAAAGUGAUGGGAGGUUAUGACUUCCCAGGAUCUAAUUCGAACAUUGACCUUCAUGCACUGACUGGAUGGAUACCAGAGAGGAUAGCUAUGCACUCUGACAAUCAAGCCUUUGACAAAGAAAGCACUUUUCGAAUGCUCUACCAAAGAUUUCACAAAGGCGAUGUCCUUAUUACCACAGCUACAGGUGUGAUGUCUGAAGAGGAGGGUGAAAAAUGGGGCCUGGUACCUACACAUGCAUACGCUGUCUUGGAUAUUAGAGAAUACAAGACAUUACGGUUUCUCCAACUAAAGAAUCCAUGGAGUCAUUUAAGAUGGAAAGGUCGUUUUUGUGAGAAAGAUGAGAGAAGCUGGACCCCAGAGCUACAAAAAUACUUAAACUUUGACCCACGAACUGCCCAAAAAAUUGACAAUGGUAUUUUCUGGAUCACCUGGGAAGACCUAUGUCAGUAUUAUGAUGUUAUUUAUUUGAGCUGGAAUCCAAGUCUUUUUAAGGAAUCCACAUGCAUUCACAGUACAUGGGAUGCGAAACAGGGUCCUGUUAAAGACGCUUACAGUCUUGCAAACAAUCCUCAGUACAGACUUGAUGUCCAGUGUCCAAAGGGUGGAGCUGCAGUGUGGAUUUUGCUGAGCAGACACAUCACAGAUAAGGAUGACUUUGCACAAAAUCGAGAAUUUAUUACACUGGUUGUUUACAAGAAUGAUGGAAAAAAGGUUUACUACCCAGCUGAUCCUGCACCAUAUAUUGAUGGAAUACGGAUAAACAGCCCUCAUUACCUAACAAAGAUUCCGCUGACCGCUCCCGGAACCCACACAUUUACUUUAGUAGUGUCUCAGUAUGAAAAACAGAACACCAUUCUCUACACACUCAGGGUGUAUGCAGCUUGUAAAUUUACAUUUUCCAAGAUCCCAACACCAUAUACAAUAAACAAACGGAUUAAUGGCCAAUGGAAAGGACAUAGUGCAGGCGGCUGCGGUAACUUCAGAGAUACCCACAAAAAUAAUCCCAUAUAUCAAUUUAACAUGGAGAAAGCUGGACCGUUACUGGUUGAGCUCAGAGGACCAAGGCAAUACAGCGUGGGCUUUGAGCUCAUAACUGUGUCCACAUCUGGAGAUCCAGGACCAUCAGGCUUCCAGAAGAAGAGCAGCGGUGAUUACAGAUGUGGCUUCUGCUAUCUGGAAAUAGACAAUGUACCUGGAGGGAUUUACAACAUCAUCCCCACUACAUUUUUGCCUGCACAGGAGGGCCCCUUCUUUUUGGACUUUAAUAGUGUAAUACCUAUCAAAGUGUCACAGCUCCAAUGAUGAAGGAAAUAUGGCUUACUACUUAAGACAUUUCUCUGCAAUACAAUUCCACCUUAAAGGAGAAUUCUAGCAGGCAUGGUGUUUACAUGAUACAGCACUAGAUUAUCAUACACAGCUUUUAAGUACUCCAUGAAGACCAAGCAAUCUUAUGGAAGGGAAGGGUACUGCUGUGAACAUGCAGUAUAAAGGUCUACUUGAAUAUUUUAUUGGUGAAUUUCAUGUAUAGCCUACAAAAUAAAUAUUUUUUUCACCACCAAACUGAAAUGCUCUGUAUAGAAUAAAUUCCAUA